Molecule: messenger RNA, 982 nt
Organism: Pundamilia nyererei
Lineage: Eukaryota; Metazoa; Chordata; Actinopteri; Cichliformes; Cichlidae
Product: fibroblast growth factor receptor 1-A-like
Exons: 6
Coding region: 1-702 (233 amino acids)
Cellular component (GO): plasma membrane
Molecular function (GO): fibroblast growth factor receptor activity; fibroblast growth factor binding
Source: RefSeq, a predicted model, not a curated record
AUGGAUUUCUCUUUUAUGUGCAAAGAAUCACUGCCACCGCAGUGGGUGAGGCCAGACAAGAGACACAUCUACAGAGUUCCUGUCGGGAAGACGGUGAAGUUUCACUGCCAAGCGACAGGAAAGCCGCUUCCUGCCCUGCGAUGGUACAAGAACGGAAAAGAGAUCAGAGACCACACAUGGACUCUAAUAAAGGAGUCAGUGGCUCCCUCUGAUGAAGGGAACUACACCUGUGUGGUGCAGAAUAGACACGGGACCCUCCAACACACCUAUCAGCUGAAUGUAAUUGAGCGUUCUCCUCAAAAGCCAGACCUGCAUGCUGGGCUGCAGGGUAACCGGAUCGCUGUUGUUGGUAGUGAUGUGGAGCUUGUGUGCGCAGUGAUGGGUGACCCACAGCCUUACAUACGGUGGUUCAAACACAUCGUGAUCAAUGGCAGCAAAGAAGACAUAGAAAUAUUUCCCUUUGUUCGUCCUCCCAAAGAUGAGGAUCUGAAUGCGAUGGAUUAUGAGGUAGAAUCACUGCUGACUCUGAGAAACGUAACUCUGGCUGAUGCUGGAGAGUACACCUGCCUGGCAAGCAACUCUGAAGGAGUCUCUCGUCACACUGUAUGGCUCAUAGUGAUCGAUGAAGCAUCGCUGCGGCUCCUCCAGAGGUCUUCUCCAGUCCACUGCUCUUCAGCCCACACAUGUCAGUACUGGACCUAGUUUAUGUCAGUGGUCCUCUCAAGUUCUGUUAAAAAGUCUGUUGUUUAUCUUCAGUUCUGGUGGUGGAUGUUCAGAGUUUCAGAUAAUAAUCUCAGCACAGUCAUCCAUGUGAGCCCAAAGUUCAGACAGUUGCAGUCAUUUCUGCAGACUUUUUUCAGACUUCACCUGAGCGUUGAAGCCUCCUGCUGUGUAGCUGCUGGUGGAUGGAUGGAGGUUUGUGCUUCGCUGAUCUGGAUUCUGCAGCUCUUUUCUGACUACAUUUGACCUCUUUCACAUUGGC